ACCACAAUAAGAAAAGGUGUAACGGGUAUCGUCAGUAUGUUGGAAAUGGCGCUAGGGAAUUCCCCGGUAUUCCGUUUGGCCUGUCAUUUUGGAUUGGGAUUAAGGAUAACUUACUGGUGUCUGGUACUGCUAUCAUGUCCCUGGUUUUGCGUAGUUUGGAGUUUCAAUAUCGACACGAAGACUGCUGUGGUUCACACGGGGGACAGGGGCAGCAUGUUUGGAUUUGAUGUAGCACAGCACCUGGACCAGGGCCAGAGUUGGUUGCUAAUUGGGGCACCAAAAGCCGACACACCUCAGAAAAAAAUCCAGAAAGCAGGAGCGGUGUACAGGUGUAAGACUGAGCGAGUGAAUGAUUGUCAGCAAAUUCCUUUUGAUACAAAAGGUAACAACAUUCGAUGGAAUGGCAGUGAGUUUUUGGAUAUAGAGGACAAGUCAAACCAGUGGUUUGGUGCAACGGUCAAAAGUUCUGGAGAAAAUGGUGUCAUUGUGGCAUGUGCCCCAAGACAUGUGUAUUACUCUCACUCAUUGGAUAAAAGAGAGCCAAUCGGAAGAUGCCUUGUUGCCAAAACUUCUACCAGGACAUUCAUGGAGUUUGCACCUUGUCGAACAGCGGCUUGGGGCUAUCACCGACAGGGCUACUGCUCAGCAGGAUUUAGCGCUGCCCUCACAGCUGAUGGUACAAAGCUGCUCAUUGGUGCUGUUGGAAGUUGGUACUGGCAAGGUCAGAUGUACCUAUACAAGACUGACCCAGGGGAUAAGAAGGUGAAAUCCACCGGGGAGGGGCCAGCUUCCGAAGAUGACAGCUACAUGGGGUUUUCAAGUGCAGUCGGGGAGUUCACCGGAGACGAAUCAGAUGAUUACGUUGUGGGUGUGCCCAGAGGUAGCAAGCUACAGGGGAAGGUGUCACUGUUCAAUCAAAAUCUCACCAUCAUACAGAAUAUUUCUGGAGAUCAGAUGGGGUCAUAUUUUGGCUAUUCAGUGGCGGUGGCAGACCUGAAUGGGGAUGGAGCGGAUGACAUUGUUGUGGGAGCGCCAUUGUUUUCAGUGUUCACAUCCCACUCAUACGAGCGAGGCAGAAUCUAUGUCUUCUACCAAGAAAAAUACAGCAAAAAGGGAGCAAAACGGUUCGUAGAAAGCAGCGUUGUGGACGGGCCAAAGAGUAAAGCACGGUUUGGUCUGGCGCUGGCACACAUGGGAGACAUUAACCUGGAUGGAUAUGAAGACAUCGCUGUGGGUGCCCCAUAUGACGGUGAGGAAGAGCAGGGUGCUGUUUAUCUCUACCACGGAUCCGCAGAUGGAAUUAACCCAGACAAAUCUCAGGUGAUAUAUGCUGAGGACAUUGGCAACGAAUUGUCCACAUUCGGCUUUUCCUUAUCUGGAGGUCAUGACCUUGACAAGAACCAUUAUCCAGAUUUACUUGUUGGCAGCUACAACUCAGACAAAGCCAUUUUUCUCAGAUCUCGAGCAAUUGUCCAAGUAGAAGCCUCGCUUACGAUUAUUCCUCAGUUGAUUAACCUGGAGGACCAACAGUGCUCAACUGUGGACGGCACACAAGUCACAUGCCUCACCAUAAAAACAUGUCUGGAAUAUGACGGUGUAGGAGUUCCAGAGGAAUUAUGUAAGUCUUGUAUUGAAAUCUGGCUUUUUUCAUCACAAUGUCAUCACUUUGAUGUCAGUUGGCACUUGGACACGAUAAAAAACCUGACCAGACGAGCAUUUUAUUUACCCGAUGACCAGUCCUUUAGCCAUUUUAACACCAUCAAGCUUACUCGUAAGAAACAAUGGUGUCCCUCCUCGUUCGCAUUCAUAAAGGCUGAUAUCCGUGACAAACUAACACCGGUUGCAGUCGACUUUGAGUUCAAACUUCACAAGCUCCGUAACCGUAGACGACGGCGUGAUGUGGCGCCCAUUCUCAACCAAUACAUUCCAACCUCAGUGAGAACCCAGGCUCAGAUAUUAAAACACUGCGGCCGUGACAACAAGUGCAUACCAGAUUUAGUACUAAGGGCUACCACGAUGGCUGAGUCUCACAUCGUGGGCAGCAACAAGACGAUAGACCUUGAGAUGAUCGUGGAUAACCGCGGGGAGGACGCCUUUGAGGCUCAGCUCUUCCUGACCCUCCCCCAGGGGGUGGUGUAUGUCAAGGUCCAGGAGUCCGACAGUGUGAGCGUUCCAGUGAGUUGCGGGGCUCAUGAGGGGGGUGAUGUGGUUAGCUGCGACAUAGGUAACCCACUGCCAGGGGAGAUAACUCACGGUGUCAAGUGGGACAGCUUCAAGCGACCAAAUCGCAGGCUAAUGUUUGUGAUCAGAGUGUCCCCCAGGUUUGUCAACGGUUCCUCAAAUGUGCUCAGAUUUGACGCGCUCGUCAACAGCUCCAACACAGAAGAGUUCGCGAACACAGUGAAUAAUCGAGACCCGAUUGUCCUCCCGGUGGAAGCCAUUGCUGACUUAGAUCUUAAUGGAGUAUCCUCUCCGGAACAGAUCGUCUACAACUCCACGCGUAAACUGGCGCAUGUCAACUGGCAGAAGGAAGACGGUCCGGCUGUGGUCCAUUUGUACGAGUUACGUAACCUGGGUCCCAGUAGCACACAGCUGACGAGGCUGAAGAUUCUGUGGCCAAGCUACGACCUGAACGGUGAACCCCUCAUGACGCUAACCACGCCUCCUCGCCUCAUUCCAGCCAAUGGCAAGUGUGAGCUGCAGGAGAUGACACCUCUCAAUAAAUCUAAAGGUUCGAAUGACAUAGAUGUUGAGAUCAUAUUGCAACAACUGCGGGAUCGUGGUGAAGACAAAGGAUCUGAGAUCAGCUACGAUGGAGAGAAGUCACGAGAGGACGCUGAACGUGAACGGAGAGCCUCCUACAGGCAGAGCCACAUCGAACGAACCUGUACACCUGAUUGGUGCACCAUUAUUACCUGCAUGUUAGACCGCAUGGAACAGGACGAUAGUACACUCCUCGAAAUCACCUCCAAACUCUCCACGAAAACACUGCUUCAGAACAAUUACAAAGACCAGCUAAAGGUUAUCUCGAUAGCAUCAGCUGAAGUGUUGGAACUGCCGUAUACGAUAGACACCGGCCAGCUGUCAUUCAAAUUGUUUAAUGUAACUACUGAUAUCAAUCCAGCUAAUCUAGUGCACAGGAAACGAGGUGUAGAGAUAUGGAUCAUCGCAGUCGCAGUAUCAGCCGGACUACUUUUAUUGUUAUUACUGGUACUCCUUUUAUAUGCGUGCGGGUUUUUCAAGAGGAAGAGGCCAGAAGAUUCCAUGUCCGAGUCUGAGCCGCUCAAACCGCAGAAUGGACACCCAAAGCGACUGGAUAUCGAGGACAAAAUCUUUGAAUGAUGAUCUGUGACCGAUAUUCAUGACAGUAUAGAACGGGCAAGGCACUGGUGACAUUGGCGAGGCACUGGUGACACUGGCAAAGCACUGGUGACACUGGCAAGGCACUGGUGACUGGCAAGGCACUGGUGACACU
Messenger RNA from Liolophura sinensis, 3475 nucleotides. RefSeq names its product integrin alpha-8-like. Gene Ontology annotation, cellular component: external side of plasma membrane; integrin complex. Gene Ontology annotation, molecular function: integrin binding. Bases 37 to 3342 code for a protein of 1101 amino acids. The record is from RefSeq and is a predicted model, not a curated record. Gene Ontology annotation, biological process: cell-matrix adhesion; integrin-mediated signaling pathway; cell adhesion mediated by integrin. NCBI's taxonomy places the organism in Eukaryota, Metazoa, Mollusca, Polyplacophora, Chitonida, Chitonidae. The transcript has 32 exons.